AUGUUCUCCCAGAGCCGCGAUUGCGCCGGCGCCUCGUACAACGCCGGCUUCCACCCGAUGUACUACCACCACGCGCAGGGCGGCGGCUACGCCGACCUCAACCUGCCGUACGGCGGCGGCGGCGGCGGUGGCGCGCUGCAGUACCCGGCCGACGGCUACUGGAACAAUUACCGCACCGUCAUCGGCGGCUACGACGACUGGCACGCUCAGGGCUUCCCGGCGCGCGAGAGCUGGGAGUGGCUGGACCGGAACUCGUACCCGUCGACGGCGCGCCCCCCGCCAGGCAAAACCCGCACAAAGGAUAAGUACCGCGUGGUGUACAGUGACGCCCAGCGGCUGGAACUGGAGAAGGAGUUCCGCUACAACAACUACAUCACCAUCAAGCGGAAGCUGGAGCUGUCCAGGAUCCUGGGCCUGACGGAUCGGCAGGUGAAGAUAUGGUUCCAGAACCGCCGCGCUAAGGAACGCAAGCAGAAAAGACGGAUGGAGGAGACGGCGAAACGGCAGCUAAUCGACCUGCAGCAGCAGACCAACUCCUCAGCCGACAUGCAGAUGAACAUCAACCAUUCCCACCUGCAGGGUGUGCACGGCCUGCUACCCCUGCACCGGCAGACGUCUGGAGCGGCGGCCGGCGCGGCCGAGGCCGGCCGCUACCCGCGCUACUCGGUCCCCUCCGGCCACCCCAUGCACCCCGAGAUGGUGGCGCCGCCCCACCCGCAGCAGCAGCAGCAGCAACAACAGCAGCAGCCACCGCAGCAGCCGCCACCGCAGCCACACCAGCACCACCCGCAGCAGCACGUGGUGGCGAAGAGUGAGCCCCGCGAAGUCGAGCCGGCCUUCUAAAGGCAACCGGCGAGGGGUGGCGGGGCCGGCGCCUCGGCCG
Molecule: messenger RNA, 883 nt
Organism: Pollicipes pollicipes
Lineage: Eukaryota; Metazoa; Arthropoda; Thecostraca; Pollicipedomorpha; Pollicipedidae
Product: homeotic protein caudal
Exons: 5
Coding region: 1-843 (280 amino acids)
Biological process (GO): animal organ morphogenesis; anterior/posterior axis specification; embryo development
Cellular component (GO): nucleus
Molecular function (GO): DNA-binding transcription factor activity, RNA polymerase II-specific; RNA polymerase II transcription regulatory region sequence-specific DNA binding
Source: RefSeq, a predicted model, not a curated record